Messenger RNA from Oryctolagus cuniculus (rabbit), 2111 nucleotides. The record is from RefSeq and is a predicted model, not a curated record. Lineage: Eukaryota; Metazoa; Chordata; Mammalia; Lagomorpha; Leporidae.
AUAGCUGGGUCCUUCUGCCCUGCCUCCCUAAGCCUGCCUUCUGAGCGCCAGCAGAGCUCAGAGUCGGAGCCCAAGCCCCACUCUGAUGCCUCCAAGAAGGGACACGCGCUCCCACCCGGCCAUCAGCGGGAGAGGAGCCCCAGCCUCAGCAGACCCCCCAAGUCCAGUCCCUAUGUCCUCUUCUUCCAUCACCUUCUGGGACUUCACCGAGACAGAAGUUGUCCCAGCCAGUGAGCCGGAAGUUAUCGCAGCCAGCAAGCUGGAGGAGUCCGGGCCCACAGCGGCUGCCACCCAGAAGAAGAAGCGGGGCUGCCGGGGACUCUGCAGGUCAGUUGGCAGGUUCCUCCUGCAGGCCUUCUGUGUCCUGCCGGGACAGAAUGGGCGUAGCCCUGGGCUGCACUGCUGAAAAGUGGCCCCACAGGAGAUCCCCCCGAGAGAAGUGAUGGAGGAAGUGCCUGGACCUCAGAGGCCACUGUCUGGGACAAGCAGCGGGGCCAGCGGCGCCUGAAGGGGAUGCAUCAACUGCCUCGGGCCAGCACCUGCCGGUCUUGCUUUUGUCUCUGUGCCGAGGCUGCUCGGCCCCAGACAGCAGGGCCAGUGCUGACGCACACACGGAAGGGAGGUGCAGGGCAGCAGCCAUUCCUCGGCAAUGACCUCCUCAUCGCAGACCAGUGAUGCUUAGGAAGGUUCUGGAACCACAGGCUCAUCUCCCAGAGCCUCCUGGGAUGCCCAGGGAGCACCUGCCUCGCACACCUCUUGAGCCUGCGUCCUAGAUCAGGAUCUGCCCUGGGGCCUCCACAAUCAGGUCUCCUCUAACCCACGGAGCUCUGAGAGAGCAGCUGGGGCCGGGCCAUGUCCCCAGCUGGGCCCCUCGCUCCCACGGCUGCACCUUCCUGUCCUUCCUCCCUCGUGGGCAGAGACGACAGAGUUCCCACUCAGAUUGGGGGAGGCGAGGCCACACGAGGGCAGGGACAGGGUGUCCUGGCAGAGGAGGCCUGGAGGGAGGCGUCUGUGGCCAGCACGUGAGCUCAAGGCCAGGGCCAGCCCGGAAGGCUCCUGGGUGUUCCAGAGCUGGGGAACGGAGGCAGAGGUGCCGGCUCCUGCAGCAAUGUCCUGGCGGCCUGGGAGUUGGGCUCUGCCCUGGGCCCUGCUACCCCUUCUCCUCGGCUUCUGGUUCCUGGGCCUCCACACUUGGUGCUCUGGAGCCCAACAGGACAAAGGGAGAGUCCAGGACAAUGACUUCCCUCCCACGGUGGAGUUUGCCUUGUACACUUUCCACCUGCAGAGCAAGGACGAGCAGGCCUACAGGCUGGAGCGCAUCCUGGGAUCCUGGAGGGAGAAGAGUGCUUUCCCUGACAUCGUGUUCUCCAUGGAACUGUUGCUGCGCCGAACCACGUGUGGCAAACUGGAGGAAGACACGGAGAACUGCCCCUUUGAAGACCGCCCCGAGCAGAGCCGUAUGCAGAGCCCACAACCUCCAGUCCGAGUUCCUGAGCAAGGAGGAGGCAAAGUCAAAGUCUAGGUCCUGUAUUUCCAGCUCUACAGUGUCCACGUGAAGCCUUUCACAAGGUAACAAGGGAGCUGCUGAGACACUGGGGUCAUGGGUGAGGGCUGGGGAUGGGAGUCCUGUUGGGGAUGAGGCAGAAUCAGUCAAGGGCGAGGGUGUGGCUGGAGGCAGGGCCAGUCCCCAGAGAAGAGCACUAGUGGCCAAGCCUUUACUUCCUGCCUUGCGCUUGGGCCAGUGUGGCCUCAAAGGCAGGACAGAGAUUGAACAGCUUCUGUACCGCUACCUGUAACAGCCCUACUCACAUCCUGUGGACUCCAAGAUUCAGUGGUUCUGUAGCAAGAUUCCUGUACCAAACAAGACAGCAAGCGCUCUCAGCAGGAAGAAGGCUUUUAUUAUGCCGGCUUAAGGCCCAGUAGAAUUUCUUAUCCUAAAUCCUGAGCCUCUAAUUAAGAAGGAAUUUCCCUUAUAUAUGGUUAGCUUCUCUGUCUCCCUUAAAUGGUGACCUGCACACAUCUGAUUGGAUAUUCUAAUGUGCCAUGGCAGCCACAAGACUAACACUGACUGAAGGUAAUUAUAAGGUUUUUUUGUUUUUGUUUUUUUUUUU